UGCGGGUUGCACUCGGCCGGCGCUGAGCCGGUGUAGUUCAGGCUACGAGCGAACGGGCAGACUGGUGGCAAAUGGAGAGCAAGGUCCAGCGGGCUCGCGCCGCGUUCCGGUCCGGCCGGUCUCGGCCUCUGCAGUUUCGGCUGCAGCAGCUGGAGGCGCUGCGGAGGAUGGUGCAGGAACGCGAGAGGGACAUCCUGGCUGCCAUCAGCGCUGACCUGUGCAAGAGUGAAUUCAAUGCAUACAGUCAGGAAGUCAUUAACAUCCUUGGAGAAGUUGAUCACGCCCUGGAGAAGCUUCCCGAAUGGGUCACUCCUAAACCAGUGGAGAAGAACCUGCUCACCAUGCUGGAUGAGGCCUAUAUUCAUUCAGAGCCCUUGGGAGUCGUACUGAUUAUUGGAGCUUGGAACUACCCCUUUGUUGUCAACAUCCAGCCACUGAUAGGAGCCAUUGCCGCAGGAAAUGCUGUGAUUAUCAAGCCUUCUGAAGUAAGUGAAAAUACAGCCAAGAUCAUGGCUAAGCUCCUCCCUCAGUACUUAGACCAGGACCUGUAUGUUGUUAUUAAUGGUGGUGUUAAGGAAACCACAGAGCUUCUGAAGCAGCGAUUUGACCAUAUUCUGUAUACAGGAAGUGCUGCAGUUGGAAAAAUUGUCAUGGAGGCUGCUGCCAAGCAUCUGACCCCUGUGACUCUUGAACUGGGAGGGAAAAGUCCAUGUUACGUUGAUAAAGAUUGUGACUUAGACAUUGCCUGCAGACGCAUAACCUGGGGGAAGUACAUGAACUGUGGUCAAACCUGCAUUGCUCCAGACUACAUUCUCUGUGAACCAUCUCUCCAGAAUCAGAUUGUGCAGAAGAUUAAAGAAACUGUGAAGGAAUUUUAUGGUGAAAAUGUGAAGGAGUCUCCUGAUUAUGAAAGGAUCAUCAAUCUUCGUCACUUUAAGAGAAUAAAAAAUUUGCUCGAAGGACAAAAGAUAGCUUAUGGUGGGGAGACUGAUGAGGCCACACGCUACAUAGCCCCAACAAUACUUACUGACGUCAGUCCUGAAGCCAAGGUGAUGCAAGAAGAAAUUUUUGGACCAAUUCUUCCAAUAGUGCCUGUGAAGGAUGCAGAUGAAGCCAUAAAAUUCAUAAAUGACCACGAAAAGCCCCUGGCUUUUUAUAUAUUUUCUUAUAACAAUAAGUUGAUCAAACGAAUGAUCGAUGAAACAUCCAGUGGCGGUGUCACAGGCAAUGAUGUUAUUAUGCAUUUCACAGUCAAUUCUCUACCGUUUGGAGGAGUGGGUUCAAGUGGGAUAGGAGCUUAUCAUGGAAAACAUAGUUUUGAUACUUUCUCUCAUCAACGUUCCUGUUUAUUAAAAAGUUUAAAGAGAGAAGUUUUUAACAAACUCAGAUAUCCUCCCAACAGCCAGUCAAAAGUGAAUUGGGCAAAAUUUUUCAUUUUGAAACGGUUCAACAAAGGAAAACUCGGUCUUCUGAUGCUUACUCUCCUGGGUAUUAUAGCAGCUGUGCUCCUCAAGAAAUACCAAGCUGCGCUGAGGAGAAGGGCCCUGUUGAUUUUUCUGGUAGUUCACAGACUGCGUUGGUCCAGUAAACAGUGGUGAACUGCAGAUUUCAAAACCCAUCUCUGUAAAGAGAGAGGCUGAAUACCACUGAAGAAUGAUCCUGUUCAACCACCGGCUUGCUGCUUCAGAAUGAUUCCUUCUAUUAAAUGGCUAAUGAACCAAUAAUUUUAAAAUUCUGCUAAAAAUAGUAAGAAUGAAUAUGCAAGCGCAAUGUGUUUAAACCUAAAAAUCACUGCCACUAAUGAUUAAUAAAAUUUGCCAUUUCAGCCAAAUCCCAACAUCCCCCAAAAGUAAGGGUACCCAGCAGCACCUAUUCUAGAUUGUGCUUACUCAAAUCUUAAACCUUUGGGGUACAGGAGGAGAAUGUGUUAGGCUAAACCCAGACUGUUUGGGAGUGUAAGGAAGUUGCAGGACUGUUCAGUGACUUCACUCCAGUUCAUGGGACACCCUACCUGCUGCCCCUGCUGCUGCGGCGGCGAUCACUCAGGGAAGCUUUUCAGGGUUGUGUUACCCAGUAAGGUAUGGAGGCUGGUUUUCUCAGCACUGCUUAGGAUUAUCAGCACUCCAAAGAGGUGAGGCUAGAGCGCUUCUUGAGGUUUGAGGCAGUAGAACUGCACGUGGGUGGCCUCUCAUCCACUGGGCCUUGAGCACCUGGCCUCCCGAAGUUGACCCUCUGCUUAGGUGUGCCAUCUGACAUGUAGUCUGUAUCCUUUCAUAUCCAUUCUUCAUCCUGAGUUGUGUGUGGUUUGUGGAAUUCUGUGUUGUAGUUGUCCACAAGUGCUUUUGGUAACUAAUGUCACUCAAAGUAUCUUGUAAAUCUUGGGCUUCCUAGAAGACACUUGCCAAUUUCAUGCAAGUAUCGUCUGUCAUUCUUAUGGCUUUGGAGUUGUAGAAUUCCACAUAUUAUCAAAACUAACUGGCAUUUUUUAAAUGCUGUAAUAAAAGGACUUAUGAAAAUGUUUGUAUACUCUCAGGACCCUAAAGUGGCAAGUUAGCAGAUCUUCAAGGACAGAUCUCUGAGUUUCCUACUUCUGUAGCACAGUGCAAGUAAAUUUCAUCUUUUAAAGCUUCAGAUAGAUCCCUUUUGGAAUAAAUUCAUCCUGCAGAACUUAAAGUGGGGAAACCAUUUCCUCUCACAGAAAAGAGGCCUUGGAUAUUCAGGACUUUGGGGCUUGAAGGUCUCAUGGGGCAGGUGGUGGAUCAGUUGGAGAAGUUUGGAGAAUAACCAUGACCCAUUGCUGUCAAGUUGAUUCCGACUCAUAGUGACCCUAUAGGACAGAGUAGAACCUCCUCAUAGGGUUUCCAAGGCUGUAAUCUUUAUGGAAGGAAGCAGACUGCCACAUCUUUCUCCCGCAGUGGGUUUGAACCGCUGACUUUUCAGUUAGCAGUGCUUAACUACUGCACCACCAGGGCUCAGGAAUAACUGUGAGCUAUAGCAGUUGACCAUACUGAAGGGGAUAGAGAACACAGUAAUAGGACCUGCAAAUGUAAAGCCAGAGUAUCUCCCAAGCAAAGUAGAAGUUACCCUUAUGCAGAGCCUGAUGUGGCCAAGACCUGAAGCAUUUCAGCCAAGUUGGGAAAGUACUAAAAAGAAUUGGGCAUGUGGAACCCAGCCCUUUCCUCGGGGCAGUAUCGCGCUAUCUUAGUCAUCUAGUGCUGCUGUAACAGAAAUAGCACAAGUGGAUGGCUUUAACAAAGAGAAAUUUAUUUCUUCACAGUAACGUAGGCUGAAGUUCCAAAUUCAGGGCAUCAGCUCCAGGGGAAGGCUUUGUUUCUCUGUUGGCCUUCUCAUCAAUGUUCCCCAGGACUAGGAGCUUCUUUGAGCAGAGACCCCGGGUCCAAGGACGCACUCUGCUCUCCGUACUGCUUUCUUGGUGGUAUGAGGUCCCCCGUCUCUCUGCUGGCUUCCCUUUCUUCAUCUCAUGAGAGAUAAAAGUUGGUGCAGGCCACACCCCAGGGAAACUCCCUUUACAUUGGACCAGGAACAUGACCUCGCUAAGGGUGUUACAAUCCCACCCUAAUCCUCUUUAACAUAAAAUUACAAUCACAAAAUGGAGGACAGCCACACAAUACUGGGAAUCAUGGUACACAUUUUUGGGGGACACAAUUCAAUCCAGGACAUGUGCUUCUGACUCCACCUUGCUACCCCUCUGCAUUUGCAAGCAAACUCAGCCCACUCAAUGAGAGAAUAUAAUUCAUUUUAUAGAAUGUAUAACCAAAUUUGUUGAAUGAAUUUGUUCCAUGAAGGCUAUCAAAAGUAUGUUAUGUUCAUCGUUAUCACAGUAGGAAGUAUUAGGAGUUAAUCACUUGCCCAGUUUAGGAAGAGACUGACUAAACUGUGGCUGUAACAAUCCAAAAGGGAGAACAUUAAAAUAUCUUAGGCAAAAUUUCAGUAUGAAACUUUCAUUUAGUAUAUAAAUUGUACAUUAUAAUUCAUGAUUAAACUAAAUUUUUGGCAUGGUUACUAGUACAUUCUCCUUCAGAAUAAGUACAUUGUAUUUGAAAGAAUUGGCAAAUGCUACUAAACGUAGCAUUCUUGGCGUGGAACCUCAGUUAUGCCCUGAUUCUUCAAUCUGUUGUAGGGGAAAAGACAUUUCCAAGUUUAGUACAGUAAAAGGAAAGUUUUAUUCAACGUAUAUUCAAAAAGAUAGAAGUGGGAAGCGGUCAAAGGAUGUUGUCAGAGCUUCGUCUGCCUGAGUCCAAGGAAGUAUUACAGAGUAAGCAAGAAUGGGAAAAUGGACGGGCAUGCUACCACAGCCUUGUCUGUCCGAGUCCAAGGAAAUUACAGAACAGACAAAAGUGGGAAAACGGGCAAGCAUGCUGCCAUAGCCAUGUCUGCCCAAGUCCAAGGAAGGUUACAUAGUCAUCAGUAUAUAUUAACAUUACAAAUGCACAAAACCAUUGAAAGCUUCACCUUUUCACAGAUUGGGUAGAAACUGUCAUCCUACAUUUUGAAUUGUGUUUCUUAACAAUGAUUGGUACAGAUGACAGUCAGGAGGGUCUUCAUUGGUCCAACAAAUUUCUAUUCACUAAAUGUUAAUAGAAAAAGAUAAGAGUGGAAAGUCUUUUGUGUUCUGGCUUAUGUGAAAGUUUUCCUAAAAGACAUUUUCCAAGAUUGUUCUAUCUAUUGCCUUUAUACCUCGGGGCCCAGUUGAUGUGUCCUUGGGAGUCCUUGUGAGUCCAGCUCCAGCUGGAUUACAUUCUGUAUGCUCAGGGACAGGGAAUAAUGACUCCAAUAUUAUUUUCUAAAUCAGAUCAUAAACUGUUUCCAACUACGUAUGUUUUUUGCUCUUAACCAUCAAAAGUAGUAUUUGGCAACUUUAAGGCAUGCUUUCUUAAUUUAAAUCCUUAGCUAAGAAGAUUUUCUCAAGCUUUCUUUAUGUGAUUUGUUUAAAAAAAAAAAAAAAAGCUAUAGUGAAUAUACUUUUCCAACUGUAUCCUCCUGUCCUCAUUCACUAAUCUAAAAC
Molecule: messenger RNA, 5026 nt
Organism: Loxodonta africana (African savanna elephant)
Lineage: Eukaryota; Metazoa; Chordata; Mammalia; Proboscidea; Elephantidae
Gene: ALDH3A2
Product: aldehyde dehydrogenase 3 family member A2
Exons: 11
Coding region: 72-1598 (508 amino acids)
Biological process (GO): aldehyde metabolic process
Cellular component (GO): cytoplasm
Molecular function (GO): 3-chloroallyl aldehyde dehydrogenase activity; aldehyde dehydrogenase (NAD+) activity
Source: RefSeq, a predicted model, not a curated record